Molecule: messenger RNA, 1167 nt
Organism: Mus musculus (house mouse)
Lineage: Eukaryota; Metazoa; Chordata; Mammalia; Rodentia; Muridae
Product: RIKEN cDNA 2010003K11 gene
Exons: 2
Coding region: 65-439 (124 amino acids)
Source: RefSeq, marked validated
AGUGAAGGCACCAGGCCAUCUCACAAAGCUAGUGGCUUACCGACCAGUGCUAGCUUCUAGGAUCAUGGGGACCAGCCUGCGUAGCCAGUCCUUUAGAGAACCCCGGCCCUCCUAUGGGAGGCUCCAUGAGUCCCAGGGGAGGUCUCUGGAUGGCCGACUCCACAGAGCACUGAGCCUCAGACUGGGCCGUGAGAAGUCCAGGUCGCAGGUCCCCGAUGGCACGGAAGGGCUGGAGGUCUCUGUCCAGGAGCGGCUGCCAGGGACCCUGGGAGACAAAGAACAGCUGAUCCAAGGCCAGAGAGGAGGAGGCAGCCGGCGGUGGCUGAGACAGUACCAGCAGCAUGUGAAAAGAAGGUGGAGGAGUUUUGUCGCCAGCUUCCCCAGUGUGACCCUGAGUCAACCAGCCUCCCCAGAGACCUUGUUGGACACCAACAACUAAAGCUGCUGUGACUGUCCCUCACUCCACCGGCUCUGCUCCUGUGUCUUUUCAUCUGCCCCUGCAUGGCUUUUCUGGACUCUGAACUGCUCCAGCUUUUGAACUUUGUCUUGUGACCCAAGGAGGCCUCUGCCACCAGAUCAUUCAAAGCCCCCAUGUGGCUGCUCUUCUUGGUUCUGGCACCUAUCUCUUAGCAAAGAUCUCCAUAGGCCUGAAGAGGAAAUACCUGGCUCUCUACCUUUUGGGUUUAAAGACUCCCUGGACUGGCAUUUAUGAAGGUCUUAGGGACCUACACAGAAAUGAGAGUAGCAACUGUGACCCCUUGGCCCCACAAAGACCAGCCACCCACUUCCAGGUCAGAGUUCAGUGAAGCCAAAGAAAGGCUGAGAACUUCCUGAAUAUCACCUGCUCCCAGGGCCAAGCUCCACAUGGCUUUCUGGGCAGCUGCCAGUGACUGGCCAAGGCUUGGGCCUCCCUCAUAGACUGUGAGCCUUCACAGGCUAGGACCAUGUCUGGACUGUCCUGGGGGGGUUGCUAUAUGCCUGAGAAGCCCAAACAUGCAUAUGGCUGCCUUUGGACUUCAUGAUAUCCCGAUGAAGAAAGCAGGGAAGUCUUCUCUCCCUGUGUGACAGAGGGAAACUGAGGUCAGGAGUGGAGAAGAGACCUUCCUCCUACACAUACACACUGCCUAACACUGGGGUUGAACCCAUUAAUAAAGCCACUGACCUGAA